AUGGACUCGCCAGUCCUGAAUCAGCUGUUUCGGCAGCUGUUUCAACAUCCUGCCUGUCGCCAAUCAUGGAGAUCCUCAUCUGCCCUGUCGGGGCGCCGACCGGGUUGCGUGCGCCUGUCAUCCACCCCAUCCCGUCAACAGUCUCGCAACCUCAGUUUCCAAAGUUUUAAGAGACGCCUCUUUGGACAUUCGAAACUAGACCCUGGAACACUAUGGGCCCCGCGAGAUCAGGUCAUGGAAAAUGUCGACAAUUUCGAAGAGCAAUUGCAGGCGUAUCCGUUGGUGACGGCCAAAGAGCUCCGUCAUCAUCGUGAGCGGCCGCGACAAGUGAAGAUGCUGACGAGAGAAUUUAUCGAUGACAGUUUAUACAAUCACAAUUACGGCUACUUCUCGAAACACGCCACCAUUUUCCGCCCCGGAGAGCCAUUUUAUUUCAAUGAGAUCGAGGACGGUCCGGCAUUUUAUCGCAUGCUUGGGCAACGUUACGACGAAUUUGAGGAUCAGUUGGAUGAGACCAAUCCAGAUGUCGCUCGUCAACUGUGGCACACGCCAACGGAGCUUUUCCGACCUUAUUACGGAGAGACGAUUGCACGGUACUUGGUGUCGAACUACAAGUUGACGCUGUACCCCUACCACGACCUGAUCAUAUACGAAAUGGGUGCCGGUAAUGGAACCAUGAUGAUGAACAUAUUGGAUUACAUUCGCGACACAGAUUACGAGGUUUAUCAGCGGACCAAGUACAAGAUCAUCGAGAUUUCGCCGUCACUCGCAUCGCUUCAGAUGCAGAACUUGACCGACUCGCUGGACGCGGCCGGUCACUCAGACCGUGUGGAGAUCAUCAACCGCUCGAUUUUCGACUGGGAUACAUAUGUACAUUCGCCGUGCUUCUUCCUGGCGCUGGAGGUGUUCGAUAACUUUUCCCAUGAUCAAAUCCGCUACGACCUCAAGACGGAGCUGCCUCAGCAGGGUGGAGUGUUGAUUGACGCCAACGGCGAGUUUCUCGAGUACUACAAUACGCAGCUGGACCCGAUUGCUUCUCGCUUUUUGCGAGUGCGCCAGGCUGCGGCGCGACGGAAGUUCCGCACUCCCUUGACCUCCAAGUACAUGAAAUUGAUGCGCAGUCAGCUGCCCUGGCAGGAGGGCCAUCGCUACAGCCUGCCGGAGUAUAUCCCCACGCGGCUCAUGCAGUUCUUCGAUAUCCUGAACACCUAUUUCCCGGGCCACCGCCUGAUCGCCAGUGACUUUGACACUCUCCCGGAUGCCGUUCCGGGUGUGAAUGCGCCCGUGGUGCAGACGCGAUACAAAAGACGGACAGUUCCAGUGUCGACACCAUUCGUAUGUUUCUCUCCCUUCCUUCCGUGUGCUAGGUUGGCCGUAUAUUAA
Molecule: messenger RNA, 1383 nt
Organism: Aspergillus luchuensis
Lineage: Eukaryota; Fungi; Ascomycota; Eurotiomycetes; Eurotiales; Aspergillaceae
Exons: 2
Coding region: 1-1383 (460 amino acids)
Cellular component (GO): mitochondrion
Molecular function (GO): protein-arginine omega-N symmetric methyltransferase activity
Source: RefSeq, a predicted model, not a curated record